Molecule: messenger RNA, 742 nt
Organism: Tribolium castaneum (red flour beetle)
Lineage: Eukaryota; Metazoa; Arthropoda; Insecta; Coleoptera; Tenebrionidae
Product: soma ferritin
Exons: 3
Coding region: 31-549 (172 amino acids)
Biological process (GO): iron ion transport; intracellular iron ion homeostasis
Cellular component (GO): cytoplasm
Molecular function (GO): ferrous iron binding; ferric iron binding
Source: RefSeq, a predicted model, not a curated record
AGUAUAAGUGGUUGUCUAACAUCGAGAAAAAUGGCUCAAUCGCAAGUUCGCCAAAAUUUUCAUAAAGACUGCGAAGACGCAAUAAAUAAGCAAAUAAACGUCGAGCUCAAUGCCUUUUACACGUAUCUGUCGAUGGCUUAUCAUUUCCAAAGGGAUGAUGUGGCUCUUCCCGGCCUGUACAAGUACUUUAAGGCUUGUUCGGACGAGGAGCGCGACCAUGCCCAUAAGCUGAUGGAAUAUCUGAAUAAAAGGGGCGGUCGUUUGGUCCUCACGGACAUCCCAGCUCCUGAAAAGCAGGACUGGGGGACGGCUCAGGAGGCAAUGUGUGCCGCACUAGACCUCGAAAAGCGAGUAAACGAAAGCUUGUUGGUCCUGCACAGUACGGCUUCAGGUCACAUGGAUGUGAAUCUGUGCGACUUCCUGGAGACACAUUACUUGCAAGAACAAGUUGACGCAAUUAAGGAAAUCGCAGAUCAUGUGACCAACUUGAAGCGCGUGGGGGAAGGCCUGGGGGUCUACAUGUUCGACCGCACUUUGGCCGAUGAAUAAUUUUUAAAUAUUUAUGUUUCACCCCUAAAUGUUACGCAUUGAGUUGCAAUAUUUCCAGAGAAAAAAUAUAUGUAUACCACCGAUAGACUGAUAGAAUCUCAUGUGUUACGCUUACACUGAAAUAUUUUUUAACUUUAAGUGCUUAUGUAACUUAUUGUGAUUAACGAAGUGAUGAAUAAAGCGUCAAUUACCA